UCUCAAGGCAAAUAUACUUAUAUAUUUGAUUUACAGAGGGAGAAAAAAGAAUUGAAAAUGGAGGAUAUGCCGCCUGGUUUUCGGUUCUACCCAACUGAAGAAGAGUUGAUUUCGUUUUAUCUCCAUCACAAGCUAGAAAGUGAGAGGCAGGAUUUGAAUCGUCUUAUGGAUCGGGUUAUACCAAUUGUCAACAUUUAUGAGUUCAAUCCUUGGGAUCUUCCACAAUUGUCGUUGUACCUAUGCCACAAGGACCCUGAACAAUGGUUCUUUUUCAUUCCAUGGCAAGAGAGUGAAGCACGGGGAGGAAGACCAAAGCGGCUAACAACAACAGGGUACUGGAAAGCUACUGGCUCUCCGGGUUGUGUUUAUUCUUCCACCAAUCGCCCUAUCGGCGUAAAAAGAACCAUGGUUUUCUACAAUGGAAGAGCUCCGAACGGAAGAAAAACUGAGUGGAAAAUGAAUGAAUACAAAGCCAUCGUAGAAGCAGCAGCUUCAUCUAAUGGUGCAACUCCAACUCUGAGGCACGAAUUCAGCUUGUGCCGGGUAUAUAAGAAAUCGAAAUGCUUACGGUCAUUUGACAGGCGACCACCAGCAGGAGGAGCUCAGAUACGCGACCCAGCAGCUGAUAAUCAAGGUCAAGCUGCUGUUGGAGCAGCAGCAGCAUGUCAUCAGAGCCCUCAAAUGGCAGAGAGAACCAUCAGCUCACCAGAGAGUUCAUCCUCAGGCGAUCAUGGGAAUCCUUCUCAAACUGGGGAAAGCAGCAACUCAUCAGCAAUGGUAGUUGAUUAUAAUGAUCCUUUCUGGGAUCUUCUUGAUGGCUUCUAGGAUUCCACGAAGUAAAGAGAGAGACUUUUGAAGCUCAAGCUCAAGCACUACUCUCCAAGCUGACUUUGCAUGGGUGGCGCAAACCAAAAUGAAAAUUAACUUGGAGAGUAGUGCUUUCUCUCUCUCUCUCUCUCUCUUUUCCAGUAUUUGUCUUCAUCUUUUUCCUCUAAAUCAAUAAAAGAGAAGGGAAGACAAGUUGAAGUUUCAGAAAUAGCUUAAAAUAUUAUUGAAUUUAGGAAGGAGAAGUAGCAGAAAUAGGGAAAGAAAACUUCAAUUUUA
Messenger RNA from Theobroma umbraticum, 1104 nucleotides. RefSeq names its product NAC domain-containing protein 90-like. The record is from RefSeq and is a predicted model, not a curated record. Lineage: Eukaryota; Viridiplantae; Streptophyta; Magnoliopsida; Malvales; Malvaceae. Gene Ontology annotation, molecular function: DNA binding. Gene Ontology annotation, biological process: regulation of DNA-templated transcription.